Molecule: messenger RNA, 759 nt
Organism: Frieseomelitta varia
Lineage: Eukaryota; Metazoa; Arthropoda; Insecta; Hymenoptera; Apidae
Exons: 3
Coding region: 1-759 (252 amino acids)
Biological process (GO): detection of chemical stimulus involved in sensory perception of smell; sensory perception of smell
Cellular component (GO): plasma membrane
Molecular function (GO): olfactory receptor activity; odorant binding
Source: RefSeq, a predicted model, not a curated record
AUGGUCACCGUGGACAUCCAACGAGAUUUGAAUUAUCAGUACGGUUUGAACCGUUACACGAUGAAGUUCGCGGGUAUUUGGCCGGAAGAGAGGAAAUGGAACCGAGCAUCGAGUUACAUAGUUCUGAUGCCGUUUCUCACGAUGCUGUGUUUCGCGUGUGGUCCACAAACUAUUGAUCUGCCGUUCAUCGCACACGACUUGAAUCUGGUAGUCGAGAAUUUAUCGAUGGCUAACGUGACUCUUACCAUUUCGCUUGUGAAGACUAUGACUUUCUGGAUGAAUGGCAAACCAUUGAAGUCUCUGCUGAAGUUCAUGGCCAAAGACUGGACAAUAGCGGAGACGCAAACCGAACGAGAAAUAAUGGUGAACAGCGCGAGAAUCACUAGAAAGAUCACGAUAAGAUGCACGAUAAUGUGCCAAUUGGUACUCGUCUGUUACCUGAUCCUACGAUUAUGUUCUAACAAUCAGAACAAACUGCUCUUCUGUGGCUAUUUUCCCUAUAAUAUAAGUGUCAGCCCAAACUAUGAACUGACAGUGAUUGGUCAGAUCAUAGCUGCUGUAUAUGCAUCUGUCAUGUACACAAGUGUGGAUACUUUUAUCGCUAUGCUGGUUUUACACAUUUGCGGACAGCUUUCGAAUCUAAAGGAUGAUUUAAGGAACAUUCACUUGUACGAUAAGACCGUUUUACAGACAAAGUUGAAGAAAAUUGUUCAAAAGCAUGAUUAUAUUAAUAGGUUCGUAUUGAAAGGAAAUUAUUAA